Molecule: messenger RNA, 1308 nt
Organism: Syzygium oleosum
Lineage: Eukaryota; Viridiplantae; Streptophyta; Magnoliopsida; Myrtales; Myrtaceae
Product: aspartic proteinase CDR1-like
Exons: 1
Coding region: 1-1308 (435 amino acids)
Biological process (GO): proteolysis
Cellular component (GO): extracellular region
Molecular function (GO): aspartic-type endopeptidase activity
Source: RefSeq, a predicted model, not a curated record
AUGGCAGCCUCUCUCAGAUUUCAUUCUCUUCUUUCCUUCGCUCUGAUUCUUGCGUUCUCCAUUCCAUGCCAAUCUGCUCCCGAGUAUGGCUUCACCACGGAGCUGGUCCACCGCGACUCGUCGAGGUCCCCGUACUACAACCCGGCUGACACCCCGCAUCAACGCGUGGCCAACGCCAUCCGCCGGUCUGUUUCCCGAGCCGACCGUCUCGGCCAGAGCUUUGCCAACGCCCCGAGCACGCCCUCCGGGGUGAUCGUCUCCAGCAACGGGGAGUACGUUCUGAACGUCUCGCUCGGGACCCCGCCCGUGGCUAUCGUGGGGAUCGCCGACACCGGGAGCGACCUCAUAUGGACACAGUGCGAGCCGUGCGAUGAUUGCUUCAAACAAGCGUCCCCGCUUUUCAACCCUCGCAAGUCCUCGACGUACAAGGACAUCUCGUGCAGCGUGUCGCCGUGCAGCACGAUCAGCCGAACCUCCUGCGGCAGACGAGGGCUUUGCGAGUAUUCGUACUCUUACGGUGAUAGGUCAUACACUAAGGGAAACAUAGCCACAGAGACCUUAACCCUAGGGUCCACCUCCGGCCGGCCGGUGAGCUUCCCCAAGGUGAUCUUCGGGUGUGGACACGACAACGGCGGGACCUUCAAUGAUCGCACGGACGGAAUCAUCGGGCUCGGGGGCGGCAGCAUCUCACUCUUGACCCAAUUGGGGACAGCCACCGGCGGGAAAUUCUCCUAUUGCUUGGUGCCCUAUUCCUCGGAUCGUGGAAGCUCUAGCAAAUUGAACUUCGGGGCCAACGCCGUGGUCGCCGGCCGCGGCGUCGUUUCCACCCCUCUAGUCCAAAAGGACCCAAAGACUUUCUACUUCCUAACCCUUGAAGCGGUAAGCGUCGGCAAGACGAGGAUAGAAUUCACAUCCGAUCCCGUGGACGAAGGAAACAUCGUCAUCGACUCGGGCACGACCUUGACGCUGCUGCCUUAUGAUUUCUACACCAAGAUUGAAGACGUCCUGGGCAAGUUAGUGACUCUGCCCCCGGCGAGCGACCCGUCACAGAUCCUUAGCCUUUGUUACCAGGCCAGGGCAGAUGUCGGGUCCAGCAUUCCCACCAUAACGUUCCAUUUCAAGGGCGCGGACGUGGAACUGAAUGCAGGGAACACCUUUGUUCGAGUCGCCGAUGACAUCGUAUGCUUGGCGUUUGCAACGAGCCUGAUGACGAUCUACGGCAACUUGGCGCAGAUGAACUACUUGAUCGGAUACGACACUCAGAACAAUAAGUUGUCCUUCAAGCCUGUUGAUUGCACCUCGUACUGA